GCUAGGACAUUUGCCGAAAUGGUGCUUGAAACGUCCGGUGUUGCGUCUUGAACUUGCUCGGGCGCCUCCGGCGUGGCCACGAACGACGACUCGCUACUUCCAUCCGCUGCGGCGAGUCGGGCAGCAGUCGCAUAGCUAGGGUUUCCCCACUGCUGACCCCAGACCGCGUACUAGUGAUGCGAGUAUCGGUUGCUGCGUCCUUGUUCGCGGAAACACAUAACAAGACUCACUCUAACGCGCCAAUCCGGGCAGUCCCUUCUGAGGCUCUCUGGUACGUCAGUCUUCGACAUCUUGAUGUCCGAAGUGUUUGAUCCCCGCGUUUCAGCCGAAUACAAGGGCGCGAUGCGGAGUACAAGGGAGGAGAAGGAGCGGAGGGCGGGGAGCUCCGCGAUGGGUGAACGCAGGAGGGACGGUACUCAGCGGCGCACCGACGUUCGUGGUCGUGCUGAGGUCCUGCUGCAUUGGGUGCCAUGUCCGCACGCAGUGCCCGGUCUCAGGCACAGUACCGGACGCGUCCUCCGGCUGGCUCGCCGGUUGGCCUGCUUCUACGCAGAGCACGGACCCCGCCGACGUUGGACAUAUAGGGGUCGGCGGCGCGAAGGCUGCGCUCGUCCAGCGUCAAGGCGUCUGAUGCAUAUCGGAGGACGCAGAAGAAGACGCUCGGUUGAGGAGAUGAUGACAUCCUGCGGGCAGCGAGGGGCGAGGGUCGGGGGCCAGCCGCUUGAGCGAGCGAGGUAUAUUAUAGCUGAGAAAAGCUCCGGGCGCGAAGAUGCUUUGGUGAGCAAGGCUAGUCUCUCCGACAGAAGGACGCGAAGUGUCGCGGACCCUCACAGACGUCCCACAGCGGUUGACGAAUGGGAUGCCUCCCAGAUGGGACCAUCCGUCACUUUAUUGGUCACAGUCUCCCAAGUAUCGGUCUGUCGCCCAGCAGACGCGCGGAAAGUGCCUGGGGAACCCUGGGGGCUGAACGUUUGAACGCGAGACGCAGGGAUGGGCGUCAUGUUCCAUCCCCCAGAACGCACGUGAUCGCGUACCGGACGUAACUUAAGUCUUACGAG
Rhodofomes roseus is the source of this 1058-nucleotide messenger RNA. RefSeq lists its product as uncharacterized. NCBI's taxonomy places the organism in Eukaryota, Fungi, Basidiomycota, Agaricomycetes, Polyporales, Fomitopsidaceae. The transcript has a single exon. Bases 295 to 975 code for a protein of 226 amino acids. The record is from RefSeq and is a predicted model, not a curated record.